AUGACUGCAGGCCGCCGCCGCUGGUGCAAAGCUCUGCUGCUCAGACUCCCCGGCAUCAACUCCGUGCACCGCCAGAAGUUGCAGCGUGACCAAGACAAGGCCGCCUUCUACGCACGCCACUCCGCAUACGAGGUUCCUUCUCCCCCGGACCACGACGCCCACGACCGCCGCGAUCCGCACCCCCAUCCCCGGGACCCCCAUCUCCGCUACUCGGACUACCUCGACCUGAUCCUCCAGAGGGUCGACGACGAACUCGGCCGCCACCAUGGACGCCGCGAGAUGGCCGACUACCUCAACGUCGGCCAGGACGUCAAGCCCCUCAUCGAGAAGGACCAGCAGGACGAGAUCCUCAAGAAGCUCAUCAUCGCCUCGGCCGCCCUCAACAUGGUCCCCGAGCGCGAGUUCACCGCCUCCUACAACCUGCUGGUCUACCUCGUCCUGCAGUCCAAGAACCCCAACAUGUUCCUGUCCCGCGUCUGCGACAACCUGGUCAAGCCCGUCACCUCGUCGCCCCAGAACGGCCCCGGCCUCGCCCUCGGCACCCUCACCAACAUCUUCAACAUGCUGAAGCCCGACGACGAGACCCGCUACCACGUCUUCUCCGCCAUCGUCCGCUUCACCAAGCUCAACGGCCUGUUCGACCAGCUGAAGAAGUACCUGCCCAAGCUCGAGUCCUGGGUGCAGGAGUGGGACAUCGACGAGGAGGACGAGCGAAAGCUGUACGAGGCCGUUGCCGAGGCCGCCUCAGACGCCGGUGACGACGAGCUGUCAUACGAAUAUGUCCUCAAGGCUGUCCGAACCUUUGACGACGAGGACAACAAGACGGAGGAGGCUCAACGCCUGACCCUGCGCGCCCUCAAGGCCGCCCUUCUCUCCCCCACCCACUACGACUUCUCAGACCUGCUCGGCGUCCCCGCCGUCUCGGCUCUGCAAGAAACCCAACCCGUCUACUACGACCUCCUGAUGGUCUUCGCCGAGAAGGACCUCGAGGACUACAAGCAGUUCGAUGAGGAGCACGAGGGCUGGAUCGAGAAGGAGAAGCUGGACGCCGACAAGCUGUUCCGCAAGAUGCGCCUCCUCACCUUCGCCUCGCUGGCUGCCGCCGAGAGCAAGAGCCGCGAGAUCCCCUACGCCAAGAUCUCGGCCGCCCUUCAGAUCCCCGACGAGGAGAUCGAGAUGUGGACCAUCGACAUCAUCCGCGCCGGCCUGGUCGAGGGCAAGCUUUCGCAACGCCAGAAGGUCUUCCUGGUCCACCGUGCCUGGUACCGCGUCUUCGGCGAGAAGCAGUGGCGCGAGCUGAGCGACAGAGUCGACGGCUGGACGUCGACGCUCAAGGACGUUGCCGCUGCCCUGCGACGCGAGCAGGCCGCCGUCGAGUCCGCGAGGAAGCGGGAGCAGGAGGAGCUGGAGCGCAAGCUCGCCGGCGCCGGUAUUGAGGACAGACCCCAGCGCGGGGGCCGAAGAGGAGGCGCCGGUGGUGCCGGCGGCGACAGACCGCCGCCCAAGCCCCGGACUGACGAUGACGACUAA
Messenger RNA from Neoarthrinium moseri, 1530 nucleotides. RefSeq lists its product as uncharacterized. The transcript has 3 exons. The record is from RefSeq and is a predicted model, not a curated record. Gene Ontology annotation, cellular component: eukaryotic translation initiation factor 3 complex; cytoplasm. The coding region runs from base 1 to 1530 and encodes 509 amino acids. Gene Ontology annotation, molecular function: translation initiation factor activity. NCBI's taxonomy places the organism in Eukaryota, Fungi, Ascomycota, Sordariomycetes, Amphisphaeriales, Apiosporaceae. Gene Ontology annotation, biological process: cytoplasmic translational initiation.